CCCGAACUCCCGCAAACCAAAAGCCCACCCACCGAUUCUCCUCCGAACUUUCUACUAUAACCAUGUCUUCUAUUCACAACGUCGCCAUCAUCGGAGCAGGCCUCUCAGGUCUCACGCUCGCCCUUGCACUGCACAAGCAGUCCAUUCCCUGCACCAUAUACGAGGCACGAUCCGCUCCCCUCGACAUCGGCGGAGCCAUCAUGCUUUCUCCAAACGCCCUUCGCAUCCUCGACACGCUGGGCAUCUACGACCGGAUCCGCGCUGACGGAUACGAUUUCGACGAGCUGCAUUUCCGCUCUGUCAGCAACGAACCUGUCGACGUGUAUGAAUUCGGCGGCACAGAAAAAUACGGAUACCGCGGCAUGCGCAUCUACCGGCACAUCCUCAUCUCGCAGCUCUCAGCCCUAGUCCAAGAAUUCAACAUCCCUAUUCAAUACAACAGAAAAUUACAGGAGAUUGUCUCGGAGACACCCACCUCCGUUACUUGGUCAUUCGCCGACGGAACCACCGAGACCGUAACCUGUCUCGUCGGAGCGGACGGUAUCCACUCGCGCGUUCGCAAGUACCUCUAUCCCGACCUGGAGCCGCUAUUCACCAGCAUGAUGGGCGUGACUGCUGCCGUAUCGACGGCCAAUCUACAAGUCCCUGACGGGUACCAGCUACCGGUGACGAUCAUGAACCCUCAGCACGGGGCCUUCGUCAUCGCGCCCCAGAAGAAAGACGGCUCGGAGGUGCUGAUUGGGCGACAGAAGCGUGCGCCGGAGCUAGAUCGGGCUGGCUGGAACGCACUGAUGAACGAUACAGACUGGUGCGUGGACUUCCUCCGUGAAGCUGCGGAUGAGUUCCCGGAAAUCGUGCAGAAUGCCGUCUCGGAUAUUUCGCCCUCCAAGAUCAAUCUAUGGCCGUUCUACGUGGUGCCGAAGCUGGAAAGGUGGAAUUCUGAACAUUCGCGGGUGGUUAUACUGGGUGAUGCGGCGCAUGCUAUCCCGCCGACUUCUGGGCAGGGUGUUAAUCAGGCUUUUGAAGAUGUGUAUACGUAUUCGUUGAUCUUGGCUAAGUUAGACGAGUCGUCACUUGAUAAGACGCUGAAGGCCUGGCAGCGAGGUCGGCAGGAGAGAGUCGACAAGAUACUGGAACUCAAUGGGCAGAUUGACAAGCGAAGAAUGCCGACGCAGGGAGUCCUGGAUAAAGUGGAAACUGGCGGGAAGUUCGAUUUGGGCUGGUUGUAUAAAGCUGACUUUGAGGCGAUGGUUAAGGAAUGGCUCCAUAAGGAUACUUGCUAAGCAUUUUGGAAAAUGACACUAGCAUAUAGCGC
Molecule: messenger RNA, 1315 nt
Organism: Aspergillus steynii IBT 23096
Lineage: Eukaryota; Fungi; Ascomycota; Eurotiomycetes; Eurotiales; Aspergillaceae
Product: FAD-dependent oxidoreductase
Exons: 1
Coding region: 63-1283 (406 amino acids)
Biological process (GO): secondary metabolite biosynthetic process
Molecular function (GO): FAD binding
Source: RefSeq, a predicted model, not a curated record